CGCAGACGGCGAUAUCCGCACACCGGUCAUCACUUCUCCAACAGGAUAACCGGAGCCGCACUAUUGGAAUCCUUCAGAAUCUACCCCAUGGGGUAGAUUCGGCGGAGCAGCUUUUAAAGCUGCGCUGUCGCGGUUACUCGAUUUCGGUUCUCGCUCGUUCUCCAUAUCUCCAACGUUCCGAACCUUCACUAUCGGUGCAAUGGAGAAGCAGACCAUCGACCUCGAAGAGACUCAAGAAAUGGAGAAAUCUCAGCUCCAGCAUGAGCAGCCCGACCCGGAUGCCGACGAGGAGUUCUCCUACGCCGAACAGCGCAAGAUCAUCCACAAGGUUGACCGCCGCUUGCUUAUCAUUGCUGGUCUGAUGCAGGCUGUUUCGUUCCUGGAUCGCGCGAAUAUGUCCAAUGCGGCCGUUGCGGGGAUGACGGCGGAGUUGGGGAUGGAGUUUGGGAAUCGCUAUUCAAUUACGCUGCUUGUCUUCUUUGCACCGUACAUCGUGUUCGAGUUUCCUGCUACGAUUGCUGUUCGUAAAAUCGGACCGCGAAAAUUCCUCUCGACCAUUGUGCUACUCUGGGGAAUUAUCAUGAUGUGCUUUGGCUUCGUGCAAUCCUGGGUCUCCCUCAUCCCGCUGCGCAUGCUCCUCGGUGCCCUUGAAGCCGGCUCUUUUCCCGGAAUGUACUACCUCGUAUCAUCCUGGUACUCGCGCUUCGACCUGUAUAAACGCAUUUCCAUCUUCUACCUUAUCGGCGUCCUGGGCUCCGCAGCCUCAGGCGUUCUCGCACUCGGCUUCUCGCGAAUGGACGAACUCGCCAACUACUCCGGCUGGCGCUGGAUAUUCAUCAUGGAGGGGAUUCUCACCUGUCUUAUUGGUCUACUGGGAUACGUCUUCAUGGUGAGCUUCCCGAGCCAGUGCCAUCAGGUGCGCUGGUUCCUCACGCCGCAGGAGAGCGCGUAUAUCCUGCGACGGCUGGAUCGCGACCGCGGCGAUGCAGAUGUCGAGGGUGAGAAGUUCAAUUGGAGGGCGUUUCUCAGUGCAGGACUCGAGUUCAAGGUCUGGGGGUUUGCGCUUGCGUUUUUGUGCUCCACAAUGCAAGCCUACUCAAUCGGCUUCUUCCUCCCCGUCCUACUCAAACAGAAAAUGUCCUUCUCCGAAGCCGCCUCGCAAGCCCUCAGCUCCCCGCCCUACCUCGCCGCCAUGGCCCUGAUGUACAUCGAAGGCCUGGUCAGCGACAAACUCCGCCUCCGGUCUCCAAUGUUGUAUCUCAACUGCGCCAUGUCUAUCAUCGGUCUCUGCCUGAUGGAAUGGGCACCGAGUGCAGGCGUGCAGUAUCUCGGCGCGAUCCUAGUCUGCGCGGGCUGCAGCGCGAAUAUACCCUCGCUGAUGGUGUUCCAGGCGAACAAUAUCCGGGGCCAGUGGAAGCGGGCGUUCUGUAGUGCGAGUCUGAUUAGUUUUGGGGGUACAGGUGGGAUUGUGGGCAGUUUGGUGUUUCGGAGUCAGGAUAAGGCGUUGUAUUUGCCGGGGAUUGUGGCGUGUUUGGUGGCGAACGGUGUCAUUGUCAUCAUUGUAACCUGUCUCGUGCUCUUUUUCAUGAUCAAGAACCGGCAGGCGGAAAAGGGACUCGCGCUUAUUGAGGGCUUGCAAAGCUUCAGAUAUGUCCUGUGAGCUUAAGCUUAAACCAGGGGCAACGAAUGAGGUUUAGACGAAAAGGCCCAUGCGGUAAAAUCAGACGCAGUCAUAGAAUGUAUUUAGCUAGAUGACAACAUCUCCUAGUACAAAGAUACGGCGUGGAGCAGAAAAUGGCUCCCUAUCCAGCCAUCACGCAUCGGAUCUCGGC
Penicillium brasilianum is the source of this 1832-nucleotide messenger RNA. The record is from the annotation of a GenBank genome assembly. NCBI's taxonomy places the organism in Eukaryota, Fungi, Ascomycota, Eurotiomycetes, Eurotiales, Aspergillaceae.